Dendroctonus ponderosae (mountain pine beetle) is the source of this 2504-nucleotide messenger RNA. Its product is annotated as beclin-1-like protein. The record is from RefSeq and is a predicted model, not a curated record. Gene Ontology annotation, biological process: cellular response to nitrogen starvation; late endosome to vacuole transport; autophagy. Gene Ontology annotation, cellular component: phagophore assembly site; phosphatidylinositol 3-kinase complex, class III, type I; phosphatidylinositol 3-kinase complex, class III, type II. NCBI's taxonomy places the organism in Eukaryota, Metazoa, Arthropoda, Insecta, Coleoptera, Curculionidae.
UUUGUCAUCUCAACCAUGUAGACGAGCGAAUUUCGCACGAAAAUAAUGGCCGACGAUAAAGGAUUCGUUUCGUUCACCUGCCAGCGAUGUUCGCAGAAUCUGAAGCUCGACGAAUCGCUGCACACGUUCAGCGAACACAUUUCAGCCGAGCUGAAUUUGCCAAUACAUUCCAGCAUCGACAUCGAUCUAGAGUCGCAAGUGACUAGUUUUGACCAUUUCAUCUCGGCCUGCCGUCUAUCAGACUCCCAUAAUGCCACCAGUAGCGGUUUCAUGCUGGUCUCAGACGAAAAGGAGGUGAACUUGCUGAGCAACGAGUUUAGGACUAAAGCCGCCCUCUUCGACCACCUGAGCGGGACCUCAGAAAUCGACCAUCCUCUCUGUGAAGAAUGCAGCGACUAUUUGAUCGAAAUCCUGGAAGAGCAGCUGGCACAAACCAUUCAGGAUCACGACGACUACCAGAAGUAUUAUAGCGUUUUGCAGGCGGAGGAGACCGAGCCCAAGCUGGCCGAGCUGGAGAAAGAGCUGGCGGAUCUCUCAGAAGAGGAAGGGCGGCUAAUGGAGGAGCUCCAAGCUCUCAGGCAAGAGGAGGAGGUCACUUUGAAGGCCAUUGCCGAGCAGGAGCAGCGCAGCAAGCAGAUCACUCAGGAAGAAGAGCGCUAUUUCCGAGAGUAUGCGCGCUUCAAGCGUCAGUGGCUCAUUGCAGAAGAUGAGGACAGGAGCUUAAAGUGCCAGCUGUCGGCCGCUCAAACUCACUUGGAGAAACUACGCAACACCAAUGUGUUCAACGUAACGUUCCACAUCUGGCACAAAGGCCACUUUGCCACCAUCAACAACUUCCCCUUAGGCACCCUACCGACUGCGCCUAUUUCCUGGCCGGAAAUCAACGCCGCUUGGGGACAGACCACGCUGCUCUUUUGCGCGCUCGCUCGCAAGCUCAAUUUGGUGUUCAAGCGCUAUCGGGCGGUGCCGUUCGGCAACCACUCCUACAUGGAGGUAGUGGGCGAGAACAAGAAAAUUCCGCUUUAUGGCUCGGGCGGGCCAAAGUACGUCUGGGACACGAAGUUCGAUGUGGCCAUGGUGGCCUUCCUCGACUGCAUGCAGCAAUUCAUGGAAAGAGUGGAGGCGGAAAAAAAAGAGUUCAAGUUUCCCUAUCGCAUCCAAAAUGGGAAAAUCGUGGGCCGCGACAACAUCCAGUAUUCCAUAAGAACUCUGAUCACUACAGAGGAGCAGUGGACCAAAGCUCUGAAGUACAUGCUGACUAACUUGAAGUGGGGCAUUGCCUUUGUGGCCUCCCAAUUUGACAGCGAUGGCCAGGAGAUCAAGCCCCCGACUGCGCAGUAGACAACAAUAAGCCCCGAGGAAAACGAGGAAUUUGCCUUGCAGCAUCACAAAGUACUGGAGGUGAUAGUUAUAUAGAUAUUAAUUAAGGCAAAUUGAAUAGUUUUAGCGAAAAAACUCCGACUGAUUAUUAUACCUCUUUUAAGGGUAAGAUGUAAUAUAUUAUAGUGUAUUCAUGGGCGUUUGAUUUCAUCUCAAAGUAGUGAAGUUUCCCAAAGUUAAAUCUAAUCCAAUGCAACGGCCACAUUGCCAGCAACUUUUUCGAAUAAACCCUGUCAGUUAUUUUUGUUUUAGUUUAUUUAAACAUAAAACUUUUUGCUACAACAUUUUAAAAUGCGUACUUUUUAGGAUCUUUCUGUUACUGCUUGUACUUUCCUAGUUGAAUGAUUUUCUGAAAACAUAUAUGUAAAUGUCGUAAAUGUAAAUAAUGACUCGCCUAGCUGAGCAUUGCCAAAUGUAGCAGAUUUAGGUGUUAACCGUUGAGCUGUCAAACAACUGUCUGUUUCAAAAAAACAUUAAAAACUGUUGUAUUUUUUGUGCUUAAUUGUCAAUGUAUAAGUGAUUUUCAUUUUUAGCCCUCUUUUUUCGAUUAUCGCCUCUACUUACUCCCGGAAAUGCAAGAGUUCAACAAUCCGAAUUGCACAUAGCUCAAGAACUGGAAGAAAUAACGACCAAAGCCGAAGACUUAAAGAAUAAAUCGCGGAAUAAUGGCACAUAACCAAAGACAGCCCCCGAGCAUCCUGGCCCUGAAGAACCUGUGCCAAAGAUAAAGAAGAAGAAGAAGUUUCUGACAUAACAAAUGACAGUGACAGAUCAGUUUAGUUGUCGAACUUCAAGAAAACUGAAGAGCCAUUCGUUCAUUCUUCGUCAUGUUUUCAAUCUAGAAUCAUCGAAGUUAUUUAGCAACAAAAUGGGGAAAUUGAAUCAAAAUCGGAACGAUAGCAACUGUAAAGAUUUUUGGUGCCAUUCCUCGUUGCACGGCACCUGAACUUGCCAGUUUGGAGAACCAGGUCCAGGGACCUGAGGACUAGAACCCAACCAGAACUAAACCACGAGUUGAAAUGAGUGGCGGCAAGGAAGUACGCGAUGUGGAUUAGAAAGGAAAAUCAGGACUAAGCGAACGUCUAGAAACCGAAUGUAUUUUUAAUAAACAAACAACUCAACUC